UACUGGUACCUCCCCCUUUUCUUUUUAUGUCGUUUUCUUUUUUUCAGUAUUUCUGUCUUCUCUAUUUCUUCGUGUUAUAACUCAGGGGUGCUCCCAAACUUGUCCUCUUGGACUUCAAUAUUAUGAUAUUUUCAGUGUUAAAAAAAAAAAGAUUAUGUUGUCAGGUGAAUAUUUUGCUAAGAUUUCUAGAGUCCUGGUGUUUUCAAACAUUUCUAUCAUUCCUGAGUUUUUGUUUGCUUUUAUUUGAGGAUAAGUAUGGAAUAGUUUAAUCAAUUAAGUCAUGAACCAAUAAUAAUCUCAAAUUUAUAAGGAUUAGUUUUCGUUUGGUUCAAAUCGUAUAAGGUUAUGUAACUGUAUAUAUGUUGAUGUGGUUUUAUUUAAGUUUAUUUUUCGUUCAGUUUGAUUUACAAUAACUUACCAAACUAACAAAAUUUGAUUCAAAUUUAAUAGCCACAACAAGUAAGUAAUAAGUAUAUAGUACGAUUCAAUUUUGACUUUUUCAGUUCCCUUCCUUCACCGCAUAUACCAAGUCUCAACUCAACUCCGAACUAUUCUCUCGUGUAAGCGAACACAACAAAAACGAAUUAUUAAUAUAAUCUUUUUUUUUUUUGUAAAAAAAUUAUUAAUAUAAUCUUUUCAUCCAAAUAAUCGAUAAAAACCAACCAGCUAUAAAUUCCCCAAUAUCUGAAUCUACAAAAGGAAACACCUUCCCAAUUCCAAAACAUCCUGAACAAUGUUUUCAUCAUCUGUCUCAGAACGUACCAUUUUGGUCCCGAUUUUGGCCGUAGUAGCCACACAACUCUUAUUUAUACACAGUGUUGCGUCUGUAAACGAUACCAAUGCGUAUUUAUACCACAAAUGCUUAGAGAAGGAUGGAAAAUAUAAGUCAAAGAGUCUAUACGAGAAAAACCUCAACAGUCUCAUCUCUAACACUUCUGUAAAAGAUUACCUCUAUGGCGUUUAUGGUUAUCGUCCUGAUACUGUCUACAUGGUUAUCCAAUGCCGUGGUGACGCUUACGGCUCCAGGUGUGAUACAUGCCUCUCCACUGCUUACUCCGAGCUACGUAAAAGAUGUCCGAUGAACAAGGGGGCAAUCGUAUGGUUUGACCAAUGUCUUCUCCGGAUUUCUCCGACCACUUUCAUAAACGAGAUGGAUCUCAAGAACAAGUUCUAUAUGUACAACAUGAAGAAAGUGAGAGAUCCGGCGUCGUUUAACGCUAAGACAAAGGCUCUUCUCACCAAGCUGACAAAGGAAGCGACUCGUAAAGGUUCAGAGAGGUCUCCUGCACAGGAAUAUUACGAGCCAGGGGAUAUGAAGCUCGACGGGAAGAUGAAGCUGUACGGAAUGGUGCAGUGCACGCGACUUAUAUGGAACACAGAUUGUAAGAAAUGUUUGGAUACGAUUAUUGGGGAGCUUCCUAAUUGUUGUGAUGGUAAAGAAGGAGGAAGAGUAGUGAGUGGGAGUUGUAACUUUAGGUAUGAGAUUUACCCUUUUCUUGACACUCAAAGAUGAGAGCUCCAUGUUAUUUGUGUUCUUCAUUGGGGAUGCUAUAACAUGUUUUAUCAAGAGAUAAUAUUUAGUUACAUGUUCUUGCUGUACAAUUAAUGUAUUUAGAUUGUAGUAUAAGGUAACUAAUUGGCUCGACUGUAUACACAGCAUUAAAAUCCUUUAUUGGUUGUGUUACCAUUUAUUAGCUUUCAAAUAUGAAAGAGAAAGACUAUCAAGUCACAAUGCAUACA
This is a messenger RNA of Brassica rapa (field mustard), 1740 nucleotides long. Its product is annotated as putative cysteine-rich repeat secretory protein 61. Lineage: Eukaryota; Viridiplantae; Streptophyta; Magnoliopsida; Brassicales; Brassicaceae. The record is from RefSeq and is a predicted model, not a curated record.